This is a messenger RNA of Parastagonospora nodorum SN15, 3567 nucleotides long. RefSeq lists its product as hypothetical. NCBI's taxonomy places the organism in Eukaryota, Fungi, Ascomycota, Dothideomycetes, Pleosporales, Phaeosphaeriaceae. The record is from RefSeq and is a predicted model, not a curated record. Gene Ontology annotation, biological process: phospholipid translocation; endocytosis; retrograde vesicle-mediated transport, Golgi to endoplasmic reticulum. The transcript has 4 exons. Bases 1 to 3567 code for a protein of 1188 amino acids. Gene Ontology annotation, molecular function: ATP binding; ATP hydrolysis activity; ATPase-coupled intramembrane lipid carrier activity. Gene Ontology annotation, cellular component: plasma membrane; trans-Golgi network; endosome.
AUGACGACACCCCACCAAUACCACCAGCCAAAUGCGCCAGACGAGGACUCGGACCUCGAACUGGACCUCGAAGAGCUCGACCCUCUGGCUGCCCACGCGCGCUCUACAGCUUCGCCGCCGCGCCGACAGUCCAAGGAACAGAAAAGACCCUACCAUGAGCUGGGCGCACGGAUACCGCUGAGGAACUUGAGGGUGGGAAGGUUGCGGGCAAACCGGCGCAAGGAAGAGCCAGAAGAGGAGGACUUGCGAGGGCUGCUGGACGAUGACGAGGCGCGGAACAGAAACUCUGCCGGCAGUUCGGGCAUGUCAGGUGACGACGAUGCACCACUGCUGUCUUCAAAUACCAAGCGAAGCCGCCAUGAACGCAAGCCAAGCGCGCUGUCACGAAUAGGCUCCAACAUCCGCCUUCCGAGUUUCCUCACUCCGCGCGCAGACAAUGGCGGUAUACAGCUGGGCGAUGAUGCUGGAGGGUCCGAUGCUGACGAAGAACACGACCCUACCACCCAGCGCACCAUUUCUGUCGGCCAGCUCCAGGCCUCGAGAUUCCCUGCCAAUGCCGUCUCAAACGCAAAGUACACUCCCUGGAGCUUCCUUCCACGGACACUCUACAACGAAUUCUCCUUCUUCAUCAACAUGUAUUUUCUGCUCGUAGCCAUGUCACAACUUAUACCGGCACUGCGCCUCGGCUACCUCUCCACCUACGUCGUACCGCUCGGUUUCGUUAUCACAAUCACACUAGGGAAGGAGGCUUUGGACGAUAUCGCGAGGAGGAGGAGAGAUGCCGAGGCAAACUCGGAGGCCUAUACGGUUCUGAAGUUUGAGGAAAACAGCCCAGGAAACGGCGUUGCGCCUGGGAAGACCUCGCAGAGGAAGAAGAAGCUGCGAAAGCAGAAAGCGGGCAAUGGCCGUUUGACAGACAUCGAAGAUGAAGAACAGAGGAUACCAACCAAAGGGCUAGCCACUUGCAGCUAUCAUGAAGUUAUGAAGCCUUCAAGAGCGCUCAAGGUGGGAGACGUUGUGAAGCUGGGAAAAGACCAGCGAGUCCCCGCGGAUAUGGUUUUACUAAAAAGCUAUUCUACAGACGCGAGCGCAUCAGCUUCGGACCAGGACGAUGCCCACAGCUCACCAACACUGAUCGGCGAUGAUGUCGAAGCCACGGCUAAAGUUGACAGCGCCACAGCGACCGGCCCGUCAGGAGAAGCAUUUAUUCGUACUGAUCAGUUAGACGGAGAGACCGAUUGGAAGCUCCGGCUGACCUCACCUCUGACACAAAAUCUCCCAGUCGGGAAGGUCAACGAGUUUUAUGGCACCGUGGAGCUAGAACCCAAGCGACAGCGACAUUAUGAUGCGCCCGACGAAGACACUGAACCCUCAGCGCAGAAGAAGCCCUCUGCUCCGUUGAACAUUGACAACACGAUAUGGGCAAACACUGUGGUUGCUUCUACUUGCAGCCUUCUGGCUGUGGUGGUGUAUACAGGUCCACAAACUCGGCAAGCUCUUUCCACUUCACCGUCAAGAUCUAAGACCGGUCUUCUCGAGCUGGAGAUCAACAGCCUGACGAAAUGGCUAUGUAUCUUCACCUUGACGCUAUCAUUCGUCCUCGUCGCUCUUGCUCGCUUCCAGGUCAUCGAUGGUCGGCAGUGGUAUGUUUCUAUGAUGCGAUUUCUGAUUCUGUUCUCGACAAUCGUCCCAGUGGGAUUGCGUGUGAACUUGGACAUGGGUAAAUCUGUAUACGCCUGGUUUAUCGAACAUGACCAAAGCAUCAAGGGUACUGUGGUUCGCACUAGCACGAUUCCAGAAGAUCUAGGUCGAAUUGAGUAUUUAUUGAGUGACAAGACGGGUACGCUCACUCAGAACGAGAUGGUGAUGAAGAAGAUCCACGUCGGCACAGUGUCGUACGCCAACGAAGCCAUGGACGAAGUGUCCUCUUACGUUCGACAGUGCUUUACUCCUGCUGCAGGAGACACUCCGGUCCUCGUCACACCGUCCUCUGCCUAUACUGCUCCUCUUACAUCGGCAACACGUACUCGACGAGAGAUAGGAUCCCGAGUUCGCGAUGUGGUCCUGGCGCUAGCGUUGUGCCAUAACGUCACUCCCACCACUGAAGAAGAGAAUGGUGAGAUCGUCACAACUUAUCAGGCGUCAUCACCCGACGAGGUCGCUAUUGUACGCUGGACGGAAGCUGUCGGCCUCAAGCUGCUCUCUCGGGAUCGCGAAUCUAUGACGCUUCAGUCUUGUGAUAGCGGCGAUACAAUAGUCAAAGUGCGCAUCUUGAACGUCUUCCCGUUCACAUCAGAAGGGAAACGCAUGGGUAUUGUUGUGAAGUUCUACCAAGGCUCGCCCGAUUCACCUUCGGACGAAGAUGGAGAGGUAUGGUUCUACCAGAAAGGAGCCGACACUGUCAUGACUUCUAUUGUCGCCGCGAACGACUGGCUCGACGAAGAGACUGCGAACAUGGCACGAGAGGGACUGCGGACUUUAGUUGUGGGCCGCAAAAAGUUAUCUGCGCAGAUCUAUCGGGACUUCUCAAACAAGUAUGCACAAGCUUCGCUUGCGCUCAACAACCGCGAUGCCGUUGUUACCAACGUGAUCAAGGAGUACCUGGAGAGCGACCUGGAACUGCUGGGCGUCACUGGCGUCGAAGACAACUCCCUACUGUUGUUGCCUGCCGUUGCUCGCCCACCCAAAAAGCCCGACGUCGCCCGCCUGAUCCGCGAAUACACCAAGAAGCGUGUCUGCUGUAUCGGCGACGGCGGCAACGACGUCAGCAUGAUCCAAGCCGCCGACGUGGGCGUCGGUAUCGUCGGGAAAGAAGGACGACAAGCCUCUCUCGCCGCCGAUUUCUCCAUCGAACAAUUCUGCUACCUGACAAAGCUGCUCGUCUGGCACGGCCGCAACUCAUACAAGCGCAGCGCAAAGCUCUCCCAAUUCGUCAUCCACCGCGGUCUCAUCAUUAGUAUUUGCCAAACCGUCUACUCCAUCGCCUCGUCCUUCGAGCCCAACGCCCUCUACAAAGACUGGCUGCUCGUCGGCUACUCAACCAUAUACACCAUGAUGCCCGUCUUCUCGCUCGUGCUCGACCGCGACGUCGACGAGAGCGUCGCAAACCUGUACCCAGAACUUUACGCCGAACUCAAAACUGGCAGGAGUCUGAGCUACAAGUCUUUCUUCAUCUGGGUCGCAGUCUCUAUCUACCAAGGCUCCAUGAUCCAAGGGCUCUGCCACAUCCUCGUCGGCGUGGGCUCCAGCACCACGGAGGAUCUGACCUUUCGCAAAAUGGUCAGCGUGUCGUUCACCGUGCUUGUCAUGAACGAACUCAUCAUGGUUGCGAUGGAAGUCACGACGUGGCAUUGGAUCAUGAUUGCGUCGAUUGUCGGCACCGCGGGUAUCUAUUUUGGAAGCAUACCGUUCCUCGAGAGGUAUUUCGACCUCGCGUAUGUGGGGAGCACGGCGUUUUGGUGGCGGUUUGCAGUCGUCGCGGCGAUUAGUUUGGUGCCGCCGUAUGCUGUUAAGAUUCUGGGGAGGACGUUGAAGCCGCCGAGUUAUCGGAAGGUGCAGGGCGUUUAG